Messenger RNA from Cutaneotrichosporon oleaginosum, 1764 nucleotides. RefSeq lists its product as uncharacterized. Gene Ontology annotation, molecular function: protein binding. The record is from RefSeq and is a predicted model, not a curated record. Gene Ontology annotation, biological process: mRNA export from nucleus. Gene Ontology annotation, cellular component: THO complex part of transcription export complex. NCBI's taxonomy places the organism in Eukaryota, Fungi, Basidiomycota, Tremellomycetes, Trichosporonales, Trichosporonaceae.
AUGGCCGCCAUAGCAAAGCUCGACAAGAGCGAGAAGGACAAGCAAGACUCCAAGAAGUUGGCAGGCUUCUUGCGUUACGAUGUCUUCCCCUCGCGCUCAUGGAAGAGCCGCGGACUCACAACACCUCAGGUGUCCAGGCCCACUGAGAUCCGCACCGGCGGCCAGCAUUUUGCCCGCGCGCUCGCCUUCAAUAUGGAUGGCACACAUCUCGCCGUCGGCCACGAGUCGCGCACGCUGCGCCUCCACCCCGCUACCGACGGACACGUCUCAGAGCGGGCGAGCACGCUUCCGUCUACGGGUGACAGUCCGCACCGCGGCAACGUGGCCAGCCUGGCGUGGUCGCCACGCGACCCAAGCAUCCUCGUGUCGGGAUGCAAGGGUGUGCGCGGCGACUCAGUUGUCGCCGUGUGGGACGUGCGCGCGCCAGCAGCGCCACUCGCGACGUUCACAGUGCCCGGAGACGUGUUGCACGUCGCCUUCCAUCCGAACGGCAAGCACUUUGCCGCCGUGUGCCCGAGAUCGGAGCGCGACGUCGUGUUCUUCUACCACCUCAAGGACGGGGCGUGGGUCAAGCGCGAGGAUGUGCAAAUCAACGGGGCAGGAGUCGGCGGCGGCGAGGAGCAAGUCAACUCGCUCCGUUUCGGGAACGGGGGUAGCUCGGCCCUAGCGGUAAACCAGGACGGGUCGCUCAAUACCUGGCGAUACCCCGUCGAUGAGAUUGUGCGCGAGCAGCCGGUCGACAGGCCAGCGAAGCGCGCGCGCUCACAUGAGCCAGAGCCUGAGGAGGAGAAGGAGGUUGUUGAGCGCGAGCCGACACCAGAUCCGGAGCCAGAACCUGCGCCGGAUCGCGAGGCGCCCGAGUCCGUCGAGGGAGAGGGCGAGGGUGAAGGCGAGGGCGAGGGCGAGGGCGGGGGUAAGGGCGAUGAUGAGAAUGGGGAAAACAAGGGCGAGGAGGAAGGAAGAGGGCCCCAGAUGGACGUGGACGCAGACAAGGCUGAGCCUGGGCAAGAAGGCGAGGACCUUGAGGACAGGCCCGUGGAUGGCGAGCCAACCACCAACGACGAGUCAGCGGACGCAGUGGCCGAGACCAAUGCCGAUGCCGCCGCCAAUACCGGCUCAGAAACAGACGGUGACGCAGUAAUGGCAGAGGCCGAGCCCGGCGAGGGCGCGCUUCCUACGCCCGCGCUCACACCUGCGCCCGGAACCCCUGCGCCCGGAACGCCGGCGCCUGGUACGCCGGCGCCUGCGUCCGCCGUUCCGUCGCGCGCGCCCUCGCCAACGAAGCAUGAGAAGACGCAGGCAGAGGUGGACGCCGCCGAGGCCGCGGCGAAGGCAGCGGUGCGUGCUGAGGGCGAAGCGCACGUCCGCCUCAUCCAGCUCGAGCGGGGGCCGCGCAAGGUCGUGAGCGUAGGCCUGUCGCUAGCGCUGGCCGUGGAUCCACAGGGACGAUACUACGCUGUUGGGGGCCACGAUGCGCGCCUCUCACUGCUCAGCACGACGACGCUGAUUGUCGCGCGCACGUGGGACGAGUGCUCUGCGCCGAUCCGGCACGCCGCUUUCAGUGCAGACGGCGAGUAUCUGGCCACGGGCGGAGACGAGGCUGCCAUCAUGGUGUUUGGCGUCGCGAGCGGCGAGCUCGUCGCGCGCGUGCCCACCCUCGGGCAUGUGAGCGGGCUCAGCUGGCACCCGACGAAGAACCUUCUUGCCUACGUCACCAACGCCAAGAACCGCGCUGUCGGGUGGUGGCUGCUCACUGUCGAGUAG